This is a messenger RNA of Ochotona curzoniae (black-lipped pika), 2727 nucleotides long. It is a transcript of the gene CAP1, whose product is annotated as cyclase associated actin cytoskeleton regulatory protein 1. The record is from RefSeq and is a predicted model, not a curated record. Gene Ontology annotation, biological process: regulation of adenylate cyclase activity; cytoskeleton organization; cell morphogenesis. Gene Ontology annotation, cellular component: cytoplasm. The transcript is spliced from 13 exons. Lineage: Eukaryota; Metazoa; Chordata; Mammalia; Lagomorpha; Ochotonidae. Gene Ontology annotation, molecular function: actin binding; adenylate cyclase binding. Bases 239 to 1663 code for a protein of 474 amino acids.
CGAGGGGAGAGAGGGCGGAGCUACGAGCCGGCGGACCCGACCUUCACCUCCCACCCCGCCAGCACCGAGUCCGGGUCCGGCCUAGGGCUGCAGCUGGCCGUUCAUUUCCGGUGGGGGCGCCGCGCCUAGUGAGGGCCCGGAAGUGGGUCGCGCGGAGAUUGCUGGGCGGUUCUUGCCGGAAGUGGAGAGCGGCUGAUCGCAGUACCGAGGUGAGGCACCGCUCCGGAGGUGGUACAUUAUGGCUGACAUGCAAAACCUGGUAGAAAGACUGGAGCGGGUAGUGGGCCGCUUGGAGGCAGUGUCCCACACCUCUGACAUGCACCGAGGGUACGGAGACAGUCCUUCCAAAGGGGCAGCUCUGUACGUGCAGGCAUUUGACUCACUGCUUGCUGGCCCUGUGACAGAAUACUUGAAGAUCAGUAAAGAGAUUGGAGGAGAUGUGCAGAAACACGCAGAGAUGGUACAUACAGGUCUGAAGCUGGAGCGAGCUCUCCUGGUGACCGCCUCUCAGUGCCAGCAGCCAGCAGGUAAUAAGCUCUCUGAUUUGUUGGCACCCAUCUCAGAGCAGAUCCAAGAAGUGAUAACAUUUCGGGAGAAAAACCGAGGUAGCAAAUUGUUCAAUCACCUGUCAGCUGUCAGCGAGAGCAUCCAGGCCCUGGGUUGGGUGGCAAUGGCUCCCAAGCCUGGCCCCUAUGUGAAAGAAAUGAAUGAUGCUGCCAUGUUUUAUACAAACCGAGUCCUCAAGGAAUAUAAAGAUGUGGAUAAGAAGCAUGUGGACUGGGUCAAAGCUUACUUGAGUAUAUGGACGGAGCUGCAGGCUUACAUUAAGGAGUUCCAUACCACCGGCCUGGCCUGGAGCAAAACUGGGCCUGUGGCAAAAGAACUGAGUGGACUGCCAUCGGGACCCUCUGCUGGAUCAGGCCCUCCUCCCCCACCGCCUGGCCCUCCUCCCCCACCAGUCCCUACUAGUUCAGGCGCUGAUGAUUCUGCCUCCCGCUCAGCACUGUUUGCGCAGAUUAAUCAGGGAGAGAGCAUCACACAUGCCCUGAAACACGUGUCUGAUGAUAUGAAGACUCACAAGAACCCUGCCCUGAAGGCUCAGAGUGGUCCAGUGCGCAGUGGCCCCAAACCAUUCUCUGCGCCUAAACCCCAAACCAGCCCAUCCUCCAAGCCAGCCACAAAGAAAGAGCCAGCUGUACUUGAACUGGAGGGCAAGAAAUGGAGAGUGGAAAAUCAAGAGAAUGUUUCUAACCUGGUGAUUGAGGACACAGAGCUGAAACAGGUGGCUUACAUAUACAAGUGUGUCAACACAACAUUGCAAAUCAAGGGCAAGAUUAACUCCAUUACAGUAGAUAACUGUAAGAAACUCGGGCUGGUGUUCGAUGACGUGGUGGGCAUUGUGGAGAUCAUCAACAGUAGGGAUGUUAAAGUUCAGGUAAUGGGUAAAGUGCCAACCAUUUCCAUCAACAAAACAGAUGGCUGCCACACUUACCUGAGCAAGAAUUCCCUGGACUGUGAGAUCGUCAGUGCCAAAUCAUCGGAGAUGAACAUCCUCAUUCCUACAGAAGGCGGGGACUUCAAUGAGUUCCCAGUCCCAGAGCAGUUCAAGACCAUUUGGAACGGCCAGAAGUUGGUCACCACAGUGACAGAAAUUGCCGGUUAAGUGAAGUGCCACUGGGUCUUUGCCCUCUCCCCGCACACCAUGGGAUAACUCUGUAUCAAGACGGUUCUUUUCUAGAUUUCCUCCGCCUUUCUGCUCUUACACUGCUUCUCUGCUGAGAAGCAGAGCUACCUGCCUCCACUGAAGCAUACCUCAGGCUGAGAUCCGGGGUAGGGUAGCAGGGCAGUCGAUCUCCUGCGGACGGGGCAGCUGCUUCUCUCAGCGCAGCCACUCCGCCGAGCCUUUCCCGAGGAACCGCACACAGCACUGGUACAGCUCUGCUGUCAGCUUUUGGGGUCAUUCGACCAAUGACGGUCCUUUGGGAAGGACAGUCCCAGGAAUUAGACUAGAAUAUUCAUAAAUAUUCUAAAUAUUCAUAAAAUAGCGAGCCUUUUUUCCUAACCACAAGCAUACAGGUAGCAGAAGCCGUUGAUUCCAGACAGUUCUUCUAACCAAGUUAAUCUUUCACUGUUGACAAGUGAGGCAAGGGUGGCACUGGAGCACAGGCUGGGACCCGGCCAUCCAGCAUUCCAAGCAAAACUGUUUCCUGUAAGCAUUCCCUUUAACCUGCAUUCCAUUCUAAGUCCACCUCAGCCACGGGACAGUGGGUUCUCAGUAUCAGCUGAGGGCACCUGGACCCUUACUUUCUCUGGGAUCCCUGCCCUGCACCUUCCUACAGAUGAUCUUUAAAAAGAAAAGAAAAAGACCACCACACCAUUCCAAGGAACAUGGCAUUCUUCCCUCCCCACUAAGUGUCACCUGCCUUCACUGCCUCGUUUGCCUGCCAUACUCAACAGUGUGUGGCUACUGUCUGGGCCCCUGAGCAGAGGACUCGGGCUUCCACUGCAGGCCAGCUCUGAGUCUGGGUGUGCGUAAGGAUCUUGCACAGCUUUUCUAAUGCAGAUUUCAGUUUUUCUCUCCAGAACAAACACUUACCAAAAUAUGCAACAUUUUUUUUGGUGGGAAGAGAGAUUGCCCUGUGACUUCUACCCAUUUCCUGAGGCCUGUGGAAAUAAACCUUUAUGUACUUAAAGUUAUACAGAAAAUAGAAUAAAGUUAAUACCAAA